Molecule: messenger RNA, 1092 nt
Organism: Alternaria metachromatica
Lineage: Eukaryota; Fungi; Ascomycota; Dothideomycetes; Pleosporales; Pleosporaceae
Exons: 2
Coding region: 1-1092 (363 amino acids)
Source: RefSeq, a predicted model, not a curated record
AUGUGCACAAUCAACAACAAUGUGAAAGCUGGUGGAGGCGAGUCGAUCACACAAUGCAAAGACCACGAUGACCAGUGGUGCUGCAACGCAGACAACGUCAACGUAAAAUGUUGCAAGGAAUCACCAUCGCCACGACCCUUCUUCGCGCUGCAGGACGGAGAGGCGUAUGCGACAAUUGGCCAAAACCAAGCAUCAACUGCUCCCAACCUUGCGACUAUCACCGGUCUGGCUUCGAGCGGCGGUGGAUCAGGAGGAGGAAACCAAGCAUCGAAGACGACAGCAGGAGGCUCUUCAGGCUCUCCCUCUACCGACGCCCCCAACUCCGGUUCUGCAACCGCCACGGCCGACGACGCCUCAACCACAGCCACGCCCUUCAGUUCCGUCAUCCAAAGCCUCUCCACAAGUGCCGGCGGCGGCGUCGUCACAAUCCAAAACACCGUCCUCGUAACCCCCACUCCCACCGCCGGCUCCAGCAACGCCAACAACGAUUCCUCCUCCAACGGCGGCUCAAAAUCCAACCUCGGUCUCAUAAUCGGCUGCGCAGUCGGCAUCCCCCUCGCCCUCGCCCUCGUCGGCAUAAUCUUCUGGCUCCUCCGCAAGCGCCGCCAACAAAAAGCCAUCCCCUACCACGACCCUUCCUCCGAAGUCGAAGGCGACAGCCCCCUCGUUGGCGCUGGAAAACUCAACAAGAGUAAGAAAGAAACAUACCGCAACUCGCGCCCCGCGACCGCGGAAAUCGACGGGAACCCAAUUGGCGCGGGGCGCGCAAAUCGCGUGUCUGAACUGCCGUCUGGAAACGGGUUUCAGCCGGGUCAUCAGGGCACGCCGUAUGGACCAGACGCCGUUGGAAUUGGAGGCGGAAACGGUGAUCCGAAUAGGACGACUUGGGAUACUAUUCCUCCGCAGUACUCACCCGCUCAAGCUGCUUUCACACAUCCUGAGGCUAUGGAGCUGGCGGAUACGAGUGUGCAUCCGGUGUUAAAUGAGAAGGGGCAGCCGUAUCAGGCGUAUAGGCCGCCGCAGCCUGUGGCGGAGCUGCCGAGUGUGACGACGCCGCCCGAGGAUGUGGAGAAGGGGAUGCAUCAUCGGUAG